AUGAAAUAUGAAAUUAAUAAUAUAACAACACAAUUGGGAUUAUACGGUUCUUGCGUACAUGAUAACAUUAACGAAAAUUUUAAAUUACAAGAUCUUGAAAAUUUGUUUACUUGUACAAAAGGUGGUCUCAUUGGCGAUUUUGGACAUUCUGGUACAAGAUUCCUGGGGGCUAUGCAUCCAAUUGCCUUAAUAGUAUCAUUAGUAUUGGUUAUUAUUGGCAUUGUUUCAAUUUGUAAUCCUUCUGAAGAUGGUUGUAUUCAAAGAGUUUUUGCAAUCAUUUCUAUAAUUGGAUCUAUCGUCAUUCUUUUAGCGAUUAUAGGUGAUAUCCUCAUUUUUAAAGAUGAUAAUAGUCAAAAAGAACAGUUUGAACAAAACUUUAAUAAAACUACUGGUGGAGUGAUAAGUCCUAAUAAAAAUUUUGGACCAGGAUUUGGCCUUGCAAUUGCAGAUUUGAUAUUCAUGUUGAUAUCCAAUUGUUUAGCCUGCAGAAGUCGAAAUUUAACUGUUAAAGUAAAACAAAAGGGUUGUUGUUUUUGUUAA
This is a messenger RNA of Rhizophagus irregularis DAOM 181602=DAOM 197198, 540 nucleotides long. RefSeq lists its product as uncharacterized. Lineage: Eukaryota; Fungi; Glomeromycota; Glomeromycetes; Glomerales; Glomeraceae. The record is from RefSeq and is a predicted model, not a curated record.